AUGCUUCAUCAAAUAGUGAGGGACUCGUUCUGGGGCUCGGUCAUCUACUUGCUCUCAAACCGAAGGCUCUUCAAGUACCGAGAAGAAGACUUUUCUUUCGCCAAGCUAGAAAGCUUCAAGCACAAAGUCAAUGUCGAAGGCCAGGAACUUCCAGAGCCAGGCUUGGACAGAAACUUUUUGGGAGACGUGCUGCAUUUCCCGGACCUCACUUCUAACUCCGAAGAAAAAACUCUCACGGAAGAUGGCCCCAUAUUAAUUUCCUGGGACGGCGAUAAUGACCCGGAUAAUCCCCGCAACUGGCCCUUCUACUACAAGGUGAUCUUUGUGCUCAAAAUCAUAUCGAUGACGGCGAUGAUCUACAUGUCUGCGGCUCUCUACACGCCUAGCAUCACCACAGUGAUGCAAGAGAUGCAGAUCAGCAGACCCAAGGCAGUUUUGCCAUUGACGGUGUUUGCCAUUGGGUACGGAAUUGGCCCUUUGGUGUUUUCUCCCUUGUCAGAAAACGCCCGUUUCGGUAGAAACACCAUCUACAUUGUUACGUUGUUCAUCUUUUUCAUUUUGCAAAUCCCGACUGCGUUGGCUACCGACAUCACAUCUUUGGCUAUCUUGAGGUUUCUUGCUGGCUUCUUCGCAAGCCCGGUGUUGGCUACCGGAGGUGCCAGUAUUGGGGACGUGAUCUUGAGCGAGUAUAUGCCCAUGGCUCUUUCAUUUUGGACAGCAGGCACAUUCUGCGCCCCAUCCUUGGGGCCACUCAUCGGUGCAGCUCUCACCGUAAGGGGCGGGUAUCACUGGCCCUUUUGGUUCAUCUGCAUAUACUCGGGGAUUUUUUUCUUGGUGUUGAGUUUCUUCUUGCCCGAGUCUUCUGGGAAGGCGAUCUUGUACCGAAAGGCCAAGAGAUUGAGGGCAAUCACAGGAAACAAGAACAUCACAAGCAUUGGGCACAUCCAGAACAAGGAACUCAAUUUGAAAGAUGUGGUGAUGGAGGCGCUCUGGAGGCCGUUCCAGAUCACCUUCCAGGAACCUGUGGUGAUGUUUCUCAACAUCUACAUGGGGGUCAUCUAUGCCAUCAUGUACCUCUGGUACAUGGCGUUCCCCAUUGUGUUCAUCCAGAUGUACCAGUUUUCGACCGUGGCCGAAGGAGCUAGUGCACUUUCGCUCACAGUGGGCCUUCUUGUCAGCGUGUCGUUCCAUCUCCCCAUAGUGUACCAGCGGACCACGCGGAAAUUGAUCGUAGGCAAGACGAUCCAUCCCGAGGUGUAUCUACCCAUGUGCAUUUUCGGCAGCUGCUUGUUGCCCACCGGCCUCAUAAUCUUUGCCUGGACGUCUACGUUAUCGGUGCACUGGAUAGCGCCGAUGAUUGGCGCCGGAACCUACAUGUGCGGGUCGUACAUUGUGUUUCAAACGUUGUUCAACUACAUGGGGAUGUCGUUCCCCCGCCACUUGGCGUCGGUGUAUGCGGCCAACGGGCUUCUCCGGUCGAUGAUGGGCGGGUGCUUUGCGCUUUUUGGCACUGCCAUGUUCAACAACUUGAGCACGCCGAAAUACCCCGUUGCGUGGGGCACGAUGAUCUUGGCGCUCAUCUUGAUUGCGCUUAUCCUGGUGCCUGUGAUGUUCUACCUCCACGGGCCGCAGCUCCGGGCCAAGUCCAAGUAUGCCGAUGCGUGA
Metschnikowia bicuspidata var. bicuspidata NRRL YB-4993 is the source of this 1665-nucleotide messenger RNA. RefSeq names its product MFS transporter. Gene Ontology annotation, biological process: xenobiotic detoxification by transmembrane export across the plasma membrane. The record is from RefSeq and is a predicted model, not a curated record. Bases 1 to 1665 code for a protein of 554 amino acids. Gene Ontology annotation, molecular function: fluconazole transmembrane transporter activity; xenobiotic transmembrane transporter activity. Gene Ontology annotation, cellular component: membrane. The transcript has a single exon. NCBI's taxonomy places the organism in Eukaryota, Fungi, Ascomycota, Pichiomycetes, Serinales, Metschnikowiaceae.